This is a messenger RNA of Ramularia collo-cygni, 609 nucleotides long. RefSeq lists its product as uncharacterized. The coding region runs from base 1 to 609 and encodes 202 amino acids. The transcript is spliced from 2 exons. The record is from RefSeq and is a predicted model, not a curated record. Lineage: Eukaryota; Fungi; Ascomycota; Dothideomycetes; Mycosphaerellales; Mycosphaerellaceae.
AUGGUCGAAAGUCACCACAGUCCUGAACACCACGAUGGGCUUGGUGAGACGGAAGAGCAGCACCGUCUGCAUGCCAACUACGAGGCCCCGAAGCAUUGGGGACUUGGCCGCCGAAGCGAAUCCAUACUUUUCUACACAUUUGCCAUUCCGUCGUGGUGCUUCGAAAUUGCCGCUGCUAUAUUGGGAGCUUUCCGGGGUACCUCGUCGAAUCCCUUCGUCGCGACGUGCACGAUAUGGCUGGUCCUCUGGUUGACUGCCUGGCUGCAGACGGCAGUUCUCAUGAUCCAGCGCGCCAGCUGGGUGCGAGAUGAGGCGAAUUUAAAGGAUCGGAAGCAGUAUCUGUAUCUUUCCGUGAGAUUACAGCGUCUGCAAAUGAUAACUUGGAUUAUCGCACUACCAGUCUUCAUCCAGGCAUACGUCCAGCGAAACAACACUGGAUACAACACCGCAUACUGGCUACUUUUCUUAUUGUUCUUCAUCUUCAAUAUUGUUGGAUGUGUCAUGAACGCGUACAACAACAUCACCUGGGAGCUGGACAGACUGCUUUACGAGGAUGGCGAGCCUCCCAUGCGACACGCACGUCUUGCAAGUUUGGGAAUUCCUUCAUGA